Drosophila eugracilis is the source of this 2905-nucleotide messenger RNA. RefSeq names its product POU domain, class 6, transcription factor 2. Bases 372 to 1307 code for a protein of 311 amino acids. The transcript has a single exon. The record is from RefSeq and is a predicted model, not a curated record. NCBI's taxonomy places the organism in Eukaryota, Metazoa, Arthropoda, Insecta, Diptera, Drosophilidae.
CGUGCCCAGUCGGUUCUCUCCCGCUCUCGCUGGAAAAACAAUAAAAAGAAGAAACAGCAAAGGUAAACAGUGACAGACAAAGGCACCGGUUGGGAUAACAAAGGAAGUGAAGAGAAUUUGCACCGGAAGCGGAAGAGCAGCGGAAUUGCAGCCAUUUGCAGUGUCCUCAAAACAAGGAAAUUACUCAUACGCGCCAGCGAAAUUACGCAUACGCACGGCUGAAUGAGAAGGGAAGUUAGGAAUUAACUGACUGCACUCUUAAUAAAGAAAUUACGCAUACGCACGAUUGGCAGCUGUCUGCUAAUAACUAAAUUACUCAUACGCCAGCGUGGCCGUAGAUGAGGUAGGCUAAACCCCGCAUAAGUGACAAAAUGGGUACUCCUCAUGUCUGCUUCGCCGAUGAGCAGCCGCAGGAAUUGCAAAAACAUAAGACCGCCAGUAAUGGCAGCCUGAACAACAACAACAACAAACUGGAUGUGGGCUACAACAAUACCACGGGAACACCAUCGCCGGGCGGCAGUCUCAGCGUUUCGCCAACACCGCGCUACGAACGCAAUCUGGGCUUCUUUCGGCAGCUGAGCCGCCGCUUCGGCCUGAGGUCGCAGGAUGACCUAGUUCAGUCGGAUGACGCAGCCACCGUUGCAGCAUCAAGAGGAGGCGGUGCAGGAGGAGUGGCCGGGGUCACGCUCCAGGAGGAGGACGCGCACAGUUCAUCGACCGACUCGUGCUCCUCGGGGCGUGGCCUCAAUGCUCACCAGUCGCGACUAGAGCUAAUGUCCAUGUCGUGUGCCUCCAGUGAGACGAGCAGCACCCUGGACAUUGAGGAGCAGCAGGAGCAACUUCAGCAAGUGCAACAACAGAUGCAAUCGAAGCGGAAACCGAUUAGCCGGGCCAGUUUCUCACGCCUCCAUCGACGCUCUACAUCCUCGUUGCGUCGUGCCUUCGAGAGCCUUUCGCUCACUUCGCGUUCACUAUCCUGCAGCGGUCCUUCACCGCCACCGCCGCCGCCUCCGCCACCACCCACCAACGGACAGCCCUCGACUGCUUUACCCCUAAAAUCGGCUCUCAAAUCUGCCUCGAAUGUGGAGCUUCACAGGCAGCAGCAACAUCAUCAUCAUCACAAUCACCAGUCUGUGAGCAGGUCAUCCUCAUCAUCCUGCAGUUCAGCACCCAAGAGCAAGGUGAAGCCGCCGCCGCAAAGAAUCCUGCGGCAGCCCGUCUCCUACACAUAUCUCAAAGGCAUGUCCGGUCUGCCGACGCAGCGAGUGCCGCGCAGCUCCGUCUGCUGUCAGUAUGCCAGGCGCUAAGAAUCUCCUACUGGAAUGCAAGCCAUCCGAGAUAGCCUGGAUAAUGAGGUAUUGAGAAAAGAAGAAUCAGCAGACAGUAUCAGGAACCACUAAUCAGCUAACUAAGCAAUCAUCUUGAGUGUUCCUUAUUAACAAGGUAUUUUUCUUUUGAGUUCAAACUUAAAUUGACAAUUUUGCAAAAAUAUUUUCAUUACUUUUAUGCUCUUUUAAAGUCAAUCUUAAAUAUUAAAAAUAUGUACUCCCAUUUUAGUUGUAAGCAACACAAAAACAAGAUCCUCAAUUUGCAAAUUUAGCUUCCUAACGUUUUAAAUUAUUUAUAAAAACAUUUAUUCAAGUGUAGUCCAUUUCAAAAUACUAUUACUUUAAGAUCCAUAAACCCCUUUAGGUAAGUCUCAAAAAUCCCUUAAAGGAAAAGCAAUUGCUUGUCAUUGCAGGCGAUUAGAAAAUGAUUUAUCAAUUGGAAAUUUCAUCCUCCAUUCAACUUCCCAACACCCUCCUCCUCCCUGAAAUUCAUUUCAAAAUCUGUGAUACAAGAAUCGUUACCCUGUCCCUGCCCCUCCAAGCAAAACCCUCCUCCCCAAGUCCAUCAUAUCCAAGAGUCUUCAAAGAGAACAUCGGCAAAAUUGGUAAAGAUCUAACAAACUUACAUGAUAAAGUUUUAUAAAAAUUUGAAUAACUUUUGCACUUAAAAUAUUUAUAUAAAUUAAAUCGUAGAUGCGUAGAAUUUGUCAGAUAUAGAGCCUAUAUACACACAUUUGUCACCGCUUUGAUGCUAGAUCAAGAUCAUUCCACGCAUACCAAAGACUGUAACGCGAAACAAAAUUGAGAUGAAAUUAAGAAGUUUGAUUGAAUCGAUUGGAAGAGUCACAAUAGAUUUCCUUUUUGUAUAAAUUCUUAUACAAUUCGUGCCUUUAUCAAAAGUCAAAGCAAACACAAAGAUUCGCAUGAUAAACAUUUGUUCCAAGAGAAAACACUUAAGAAGUAUAUAUGAGAUAAGUUAAAGUAAAUUUCCUUUUUAAACGUUAAAUGGGAUCAAAAUUUGUCAGGCAUUUAUCUAUGUUCCGCAAUCCUAACUGAAUCAGCCAAAAACUCUCUCCUAGGAAACUUAAAUUAUUAUUAACUUAAGAGUUUUUAUUCAAGAAAAAAUAAAAUUAAUUUGCCAAAAUGAAUUAACACAUUCCAAAGAUUUAACAAGCCCAGCACUCCAGUAAGUAGAGUUCAGACGUAGAUGAUAUAUAUGAUAUAGCAAGUCUAAAAAUGCCGCGAAACUGACUUAAGAGUAUUCAACAUAAACAUUACUUUAGCAGUUAUACACAUUUACAGUUUAUAGAGAGAAAUAUUAUAUAUGAAAUGCAAACCAAGGCCUAACUAUACGAUAUAUAUAUGUUAAUAUAUAUGAAUGCAAACGCAUUGAAUCGCAAGCCAAAGCAAUAAAGUUGAAGGAUUAUACAGAACAAUAUCAGCAUUAAUAUACACAUAUAUACAGCAGCAUCUACUUAUUAAUAACUAUUUACCUAAACAGCAGCAACAGCAGCCAAGAAUUGUAAUCAUCUGAAAGGCCAAUAGCCACAAAGCAAAGAGAGUUCAAUAAAAGUGAA